Paralichthys olivaceus (Japanese flounder) is the source of this 1162-nucleotide messenger RNA. Lineage: Eukaryota; Metazoa; Chordata; Actinopteri; Pleuronectiformes; Paralichthyidae. The record is from RefSeq and is a predicted model, not a curated record.
AUGUCCAGACUGGAUGAACAGGGAAAGUGGAGGAAACACUGGUUUGUUCUGGGUCAUACUUCGCUGAGGUUCUACAGAGACUCGGAGGCUGAGGAGUUGGACGAUCUGGACGGAGAGAUCGACCUGACGUCCUGUGUGAACGUGUCUGAUUGUGACGUACAGAACCACUACGGACUCCAAAUACAAACAAAGAGAGCAGUGUUCACUCUCUCUGCUGUGACCUCCAGAAUACGGCGGAACUGGGUGAAGUUACUAAAGCAGGCGAUCCAGAACAACACGCACCAAUCAGACACCGGCAGUGAGAAAGAGAACCCCCGCUACCGGAGACCGUCGUCAUGCCAACCUCUUUCUCGAUUCACCUGCAAGGACUCUGGUUAUGAACCAACCACUUCCACUUCUACCACAGCUGCAAACUCCCAUCAGGCCGAGCACCACCGCCGCCACCAGAGUGUAGACGGGCAUCUGCACGCAGACUUCUCUCCAGCCAGUCAGAGAGGAGAAGGGGAGGGCUGGGACCGUGAGCAGGCAAAGAGAUUGGAGGAGAGAAACAGGUGGUUUGAGGAGGGGGUCCCCUUCAGUGAGAUGAGUUGCAGGUGGGACUCCAUGGAGCUGAAGAAGGGGAGUGUACCUGUGCCUGUCAUCGAAACCAUGGACUCAGAGGUCAACAGGAAGUGGAUAGAAUUUGAAACGCUAACAUUUAGAGACAUGAGUCCGCAGUCUCUCAUUGGAGCCCAGGCUUCUCAGUCAAGCCCCCCACAGGCACCACAGUCUCCAGUUACCACCCAGACUCAUGAGUCGAGCCCUGAGGAGGCCGAACACUCUGUCACUGGUUCACAGGCAGAGUUAAAAAGCUCAGAAGAAGCUCCUCCAUCUUUAAAUGGUGUCCAAACCAUUCAAACUAAUACAGCUGAAGCUCUUCAGAAGGAGGCUCUCUCCCUGCAAAAGCAAGUGGAGAGCAUCAAGAAAGAGCGAGCAGCCAUGAGGAUAGAGGUGGACAGCCCCUGUGGCCCCGGGGCCCCCUGUAGGGCCAGACUGGAAGCCAUGGAAAUCGCCCAUCGUAAAGCUAUGCAGGAGCUGCAGGAGAAACACAGGAGGGAGAUGAUGGAGCUGGAGCAGCAGAGAGACAAGAUACUGCAGGAGGAGAGCCAGGCGGCUGCUAAAG